CCAGAAAGCAGGGAAAGAGGGAGAGAGAGAGAGUUAGACACCUUUUCCCAGAGCUCUGCCUUAGGCUGCCAUGGCUCCAUGUGGGCUUGCUGGGAUUUGCAGUCUCCUGCUGUUGAGCCUGAGCCUGACUGUGUUUUUCCGAGUAGAAGCAAUAGCUGGGAAGAAUGCCACACUCCGGCGGCAGAAGAGAGAAUGGAUCAUCCCUCCAACCAAACUGAUGGAGAAUGUUGACCACACCCACAAAGAGCAUAUUGCGAAAAUUCGCUCAGACUUGGACUCGAAAAACCGUGUUAAGUACAGCUUGUCUGGAAGAGGGGCAGACCAACCACCAGUAAACCUCUUCAUUGUAAACCAAGACACCGGCUAUGUUACAGUCACAGGAAUUCUGGACAGAGAAGAAUAUAAGCAGUUUGAUCUGACAGCAUAUGCAAGGUUGCCUGAUGGGUCCUUGGCAGAAAAUAAGAUUGAUUUAAAGAUCACGGUCCUAGAUCAAAAUGACAAUCCACCUGUAUUUCAGCCCCUAUCAGCAUCAGUAAGAGAAUGCAGCCAAGUCGGCACCUAUGUUGCGACAAUGAUGGCCAUGGACGCUGACGAGGAAGGAACCCUCAACUCACAGAUUGCCUACAGCAUCCUGAGUCAAGAACCUGCAGGGUCGGAGCAUGUGUUCACUAUUGAUAAAAUGACCGGAGCAAUCACUGUGAUGAAACCCAUCCUGGACCGAGAGGUCAUUGAUUUGUACACAGUCGUUAUCCAGGGAGUGGAUGGUUUUGGAGCUCCAGGUGGAAACACAGGAACUGGGACGGUACGCAUAGAGGUCCGAGACAUCAACGACAAUGUCCCUACGCUGGAGAAGGACUUGUACUCUGGAAAUGUGGAUGAAGGAACAGAAGACGUGGUGGUGGUGAUGAGAAUCAAAGCUCUCGAUGUGGAUUUAGAGAACAGCGAUAACUGGCUGGCAGUGUUUCACCUUGUGUCCGGGAACGAGGAAGGCCUGUUCACCAUCGAAACUGACCCACUGACUAACGAGGGCAUCCUGAAGCUGGUUAAGCCAGUGGAUUAUGAGAAAAUCAAGAAAAUCGACCUGGAUAUGCUGGUUGAGAAUGUUGCUCCUUUUGUCAAUGGAACUGCUGUAGCUUUGGGCUUGGAGAUAGAUUUAGCUGGACCAGGAAUAAGCCCUUCAGGAGCUGGAGGGACUGGUAUAGUCCCUAUUGGACCUGAUGGCCCAGCUAAGCCUGGCACAAAACCAGGCAUCAGCCCUGGGGUAAAACCAGGAACCAAACCAGGCACCAAACCCAGUCCAGGGCCAGGUAAAAAACCUGGGAAAAGUUACCCAAUAAAGAUUGCAGUGAACAACAAGCCAGAUGGCCCAGGCUUCCACCCAGAAGUGAAGGAGAUAUCAGUGCCAGAGGACCCAGAGGUGGUGAAAGUCCCCAUGGUGAUCGCCACCUACCCUGCCACAGAUGGAGAUACUGGAGAGGUGGCCGAAAAUGUAAGAUAUGCUAAAGGUCAUGAUCCUGAUAAUUGGUUCACCAUUGACGAGACAACAGCGGCGAUUAAACUAAACAAGGUGCCAGAUCGAGAGUCUCCAUUCGUGGUCAACGGGACUUACAAAGCCUUGAUCCUUUGCAUGACAGAUGAUAUGCCAAGUAAAACUGUCACUGGAACUAUAGUCCUAACUGUGGAGGAUUCAAAUGACCACUGCCCCAUGCUGACAAGCACUUACCAGAGUGCCUGCACCGAUGCCAAAGUUGUGAAUAUUUCUGCUUUCGAUGCAGACGACAAUGCAAACCCUCUGUCCUUUAGGCUCAUUGAAAAGGAAACCAAAGGAGCAUGGGAAAUGAAGUCGGUCGAUGACACCACAGCUGCUUUCUGGGCCAAGGAGCCCUUGUGGCCAGGGAUGUACCGUAUAACAGUGGAGGUGUCUGAUGCCCAGGGUUCAACUUGCCCAGACAGACAGACCAUGGAGGUGGUAGUGUGCACAUGUGACGAGGGAGGAGGAUGUGGCUUCAAGGCAGCAGCAAACAAGCAAACCAGCUCCUCAGUCAACGUGGGGAUGACCACUAUUGGUCUAAUGAUUCUUGGACUGGCGCUCAUAUUGUUGGUCCCUCUUCUGCUACUGUUCUGCCAGUGUGGAGCAGCGGCUGCACAUUUCACUGAAAUCCCCUUCAAUGCUAAAGAGUACCUCAUUCCAUAUCACAUUGAAUCAAAUGGAGAGGACAAGGAGGUCCCUCUCUUCAGCAGCCCAGUCACCCUUGCCAAUGCAGGCCAACCUGUAAGUGCUGUGAAUGUCGCUAAUGUUGCCACCAAGUCCUCAACGGGUCUGCUCGGUAAAAGCUCAGGAAGCUUCUAUGGAGAAGCCGGAGGGACAUUUCAUCAGGAGAUGAUGGGCGGUAUGCAGGAGACAGACUACCAUGGAUUCCAUCAGAAUUCGUUUGGCUCAGGGAGGAGGCAGGAACUUUAUACUUCUCAUACCCACAUGGAGAGAGACAUCUUUGAAGGGAUUACACUACCUGAUGAUUUACUUCAUGGAUAUUAUUCUCAGAAGGCGAUGCAUGAAACUCAAAACAAAUUAAAUGACUGUCUGCUGGUGUACAACUACGAGGGGCAGGGAUCUCCUGCUGGCUCCGUGGGAUGCUGUAGCCUCCUUGGGUCUGAUGAUGACCUCGCCUUCCUUGACAAUCUGGGGCCAAAGUUCACCACCCUUGCCCAGAUCUGCAAACCCCCAAAACCUAUUGCUGUAAGCAAGGUUGCAUCUCUGCAAACCGAUGUCAAGAGAGAAAGCUCCAUCUCUACCACCACGACAAAGGUUGCCCAGAGUCCUCCCCCACUGCCUCCUAUCCAACCAACAGUCACUGAUACCACCAGGACCAUCAGCAGCUCUGCUACACUUCCCAGAAUGCACCUGAGUCAAACUGUGCCUACCCAGACUGUGUUAGUGCAGCAGCAGCCCCUGUACUACUUAGUGGAGCCACAGGUUCAGCACAGAGUAGUACUGGCUAAGAGACCUCCCGUGGGACUAGGUCAGGGUGUACUUCUGGUCAACAGUGGGCCUGUGAUACAGGGAGUUAUUCCUUCCCAAACAACCACCCCAACUAGCCCCACACUACUGCUUCAGGGUGGUCAGACCCUUGUUCAACACAGCACUCUCCCAAGGGUGACUACUGCUGGGUCACAUCGUGUGGUGCUGGUGCAAAGGCAGCCAGGGGACGUGGCAGUGGCGCAGGGCCAAACAUUCACCCAUGCUCCCCAGCAGAUAUAUACCCCCGCACAAGAGAGGGUGGUCCUACUGGACAGGCAGGUAGGAAAGAAGCCAGAUGCCCCCGAAAGCAUCAGGACACUGUGGCCAACAGGUCAGUUCAAAAGUCCAGCAAUACCAACCUAUGAAAGUGGUCAGCUGAGCAGCGAGAGAGUUAACAUGGUGCAGAGCAACAUCACCCAUGUUUCAAGGCCACAAUCCCAGCAAUCACUUUUCAGCACAAGGUUCACUGAGGGCGUCAGCAGCCCUGGUCUGGCCCCUGCAGGAUUACCCAUGAGCCCUUUCCCAAGCAUGGGAGUAGAGGAGACCUUUUCUGUUUCUACCAUUCCCCAAGUUCCUCCUAUAGCAACUGGAACUGUGAAGGAGUUAUUUGAGGGACCCAGUGUGCCUGCUGUGGAUGAUCUGGUCACAUACACAACCCAACAAGAGGAGGUCUCAGAGGAGAUACAAGGGAUUGAUUUGGCAGAGGAGCAUGUGGCAGUGGUGGUUGAAUCUGACAAAGCUGAAUUUCAACUGGAGAUAGACAGCACUGAGAAAGUCACAGUUAUGUCUGAAGAUGUGUCUAAUGAACUUGGUGGUCCAGAGGUGGAAGCCAUUGUGGACCAUAAGGAAAGCCUACCUGUCUCCUCGCAGGCCUUAGAUGUGACCGCAUCACCAGAAAUGUCAGAGACUGAGAAGGACAUUACCCACCACAUAGUCCCUGAAGUGACAGCGGGGAAUUUAAUAGAAACUAUACUUGAAGAAACAGAUGCGGGGUGGACAGUGGAUGAGUAUGCAUCUGACACAGUUCUUCUCUCUAAAAUAUCACCAGGGGACACUGACAUCAUUGAUCUGGUAGCAGACCAGAUCAGUGCUUCACACUUACUGCAAAGUGAGUCAAAGGAGGUAUCUGCAACCCAGGGCACACAUGCUGAGGAGAUUGAAGAUGAGGUAUCCAGCAUGACACUGGAAGACAAUAUUGAAGCAGAAGAAUCAGGCCCUGGGGAUGGAAAAGCAAGCUAUGUCGAUGGACACUCAGAAUUUACUCCUUCAACAAACAUUACCAUUUCACAUCAAGAGACAACUGCUGUUUCAGAGACUGAAAUAGAGCUGGAUACAGCCAAGAGCCCUGGCCCAGUGGCAUCACUGGAUAUGUUUCAGGGCACUGAACCAGCAGAGAUAGAGGCUUUGGAGAUUACUCACCUACAAAUGCAGCAGGUUACAAGAAGCCAAGUGCUGGUGAAGACCGCACUGGAGGAAGCCAAAGAUGUGGCCACAGAGAGUGAUGGUGUAAUUUUGACUCAAGUAGUAUCAUCUGAGAUGGAGGGGGUCACUGCAGAAAAAUCUCUGGAGUCCAAUGCUGCCUCUCUGGAGGAAGAGAGGGAAGUGGAAGAGAUAAUUGAAUACAUUGGACUAAUGCCAGAGAGUGAAACAUCAAGACAUGAUGAGGAGGAGCAUCAAGACCUACUGAUUGAGGAAGGCUCUAAAGUGGAAGACGUAGAAGCAGAGAAGUCAAUGCAAGAAGAGAAGGAUCUCUCUAGUCAUGAACAGCUGUUGAGAGAAGAGGAACUUGGUUCCACACUGGAUGUAGAGAUAUCUAAUAUACCUUUGAGUGAAGGUGAGCAAGACUUAAAGGGGGAAUCUUUGGAUGCAUCUGAAGACCGAACAGAAAAGAAUGAAGAUACACAGGAGCCCAUUGAUGAAGAAUCUCUGGAGCCCAAUGUUGUGGAGAUGCAGAUAGUAGAUCCAGCCUCUGUGGAAGAAGAACGUGAGGUGGAAGAGGUAAAGAAAUACACCGGACAAAUGCCAGAGGCUGAAACAUCUAGUCAAGAUGUGGAGGAGCAUCAAGACCUACAGAUUGAGGAAGACUCUAAUGUGGAUUUCCCAGAAGCAGAGAAGCCAAUGCAAGAGAAGGAUCCCUCUAGUCAUGAACAGCUGUUGAGGGAAGAGGUGGUUGGUUCCACACUGGAUGUAGAGAUGCCCAAUGUAACUUUAAGGGUAGCUGAGCAGGACUUACAGGGUGGGUCUUUGGAUGCAUCUGAAGACCAAUCAGAAAGAAAUGAAGAAGAACAAGAGCCCAUAGAUGAUGGGGACAUGUCUGACUCAGGGAGUAUGUCGGUACAGUGCUCCACAGCCUAUUCAGAACAAACAGAUGAUUUGAGUGAGUCAGAGUGCGUAGAGGAAGAUGGAUAUGAUGAAGCAGUAUUAGAUGCAAAUGUCACACCAGUUAAGUCAGAGGGGGUGCAACCAUGUGACGAUGAGGACAUGAUGCUGGUGUCCGUGGAUGCACAGCCUGCUGCUCCUAUUGAAUCUGAGAUGUCCAUGCCAACUGUGAAAAUACAGGCAGAAUCAGUGGUUGAAGAAUCACCUGAGCAUCCUGUGCCAGAUGUAGCAGGAGUAGAGGAGGCUGGAGCUUCCUUAGUGGCUGAAGGAGAAUUAGUAGAGGCUACAUUUGGACUUGACAAAGUCACAGAAGCAGGGAUUGAUUUAGAGGUGGCAACAGCAGAACAGUCAGACCAUCAGACAGGCACAGAGGGAGAAGAGGUUCAGACUGAGUCUGAAGGUGUGGCGGCAGAGACAUAUGAGUCUGAGGUGAGCACAGAAUCAGAUAAUGGUGAUGCCGAUGUAGAAAGAGAACAAGCAGAGAGAAUAGUGACCACAGCAGUAUCUGAUGAAGCAGAGGAGCCAGUUGGCUUGGAAAUAGCAGCGGAAAAGCCUGAGACAGAAGCUGCACUAGAGACAGAGCAGGCCAACCCAGAGUCAGUAAGUGUAGAAGCAGAGCAACAGCGAGCUGAACCACAACCAAGGAGAAUAGAGAUGGAGAUUGAGGAAUCAGAGAAGACUCUGGAGAUUCUACAGACACUGGAAGUGACAGAAGACCUAGAUUUACAAACAGAAACAGGGGAAGUUAGCAGUGCCUAUCUGUCUGCUGAGGUAGGUGAGGUUUUGCACAGUGUAGCAUCUUCAGAAGAGAUGGAAGCUGAUUCCCCCAUAGCUGAGAAACCAGAGGAGGAAGAGGGGCAGGGGACACUACCCCAGGGGCAGGAACUGGGGGCUACAGCUGAAGUCAGUUCCAGCAGUGUGGGUAAAAAGCAGAAAAAAGCCAGCAAGAAGGCAUUAAAGGGACCCAAAAGCCCAAAGAGUCCUAUGGGGAAAUGCAAACAACAGUAAGCAAUACAGCAGAGAGCCUAGCUUUGAUCCAUUUGAUGGCUCGUAUGCCAGGAUAGUUAGAUGGUUUUUAUGUUUUCUGCUAGCCAUUUUGAUCACCUGAGCCUCAACAUUACAUCGAUUCAAUGGUAAAUACUGCCUACUCGUCUAGUUUUGGGUACAUUUUUAAAAAUGGGUUUUUUGCUAAUGCUAAUGUUAGGUUGAGUCAUUUUCUAUAUCUAACCCCUAGAAUUUCAGAGGUUUAAAUGUUUCUGAAUGCUUGUAUAAGCUUUGAGAAUUCUUCAGAUAUAAUGUGGUGUAUGGACACUCUUUCCAUGACAAUGUGAUAUUUAAAGUUAGGCAAGCACUCACUUGUAAUUGGGGUUCUGUAAAAUGGGUUUUAGACAUGAGCUUCAGAUUUUUUAUCAGUUGAACGCCUAUUUUUUAUGAGCGUUCUGCUUUUUGUCUGGGAAAUACAUUUCCUUUUGUUUGCUUGAAUCUGAAUAAAAAAUAUAUUGCACUCAAUAAAAAAACAUAAAACCA
Messenger RNA from Alosa alosa (allis shad), 6925 nucleotides. RefSeq lists its product as uncharacterized. Gene Ontology annotation, biological process: homophilic cell-cell adhesion. NCBI's taxonomy places the organism in Eukaryota, Metazoa, Chordata, Actinopteri, Clupeiformes, Clupeidae. Gene Ontology annotation, molecular function: calcium ion binding. The coding region runs from base 71 to 6406 and encodes 2111 amino acids. The transcript is spliced from 15 exons. The record is from RefSeq and is a predicted model, not a curated record. Gene Ontology annotation, cellular component: desmosome; plasma membrane.